AGUCGCCUUGUUCUUAAACCUCUAAAACACCACUAUCUAACGCUCGAUGAUGGAUGAUCGAUUUAUGCCACUAGUUAUCUUCCUGAUAAUAAACGAACGUGUGUUGUGGACGCGUUUUGUUGUCAUCCAUCUAUCUCGAACUGCCCGUUACCCGUUAAAUCAUCACUCUAGAAAGAUUGUUCCUCUAUUAUUUAUGCUCCAACAGCACGUAGCACAGCGCGGAUGACAGCGCUUUUGUCAUGUGUCCCAGCUUCCGAUCGUUAGAAUUCGUAGAACAAUCUGUUGAUAGUUAACGACACUCAAAAACUGCAUCAUGUUUACUUCAUCCACAAUGCGCUACAUCCGAUCGCCAUGCUACCGUGAUUGAUAUACGGCCAUCUGUCGAUCAUAAUUUUGCUACACUUUACCGACCAAGGUUAAUUCGUUGGGCGGAGGGUGGCUGUAUGCAUUGGAAGUGUAUCACGUCUCGCCCGUAACGAAACAAUAGCAUACCGUGAUGAUGUGAUGGUAACUAGUAGCCUUAGCCGAUACUAACAUCUCGUGAGACGCUGUUCCCGGUGUGCCUACAACGCACAUCCAACGCAAACAAUCGACACACGUAUUUGACUCAAUUAAGCGAAAUUAAAUCAAUUAACCGACUUUUCGCUUCUCCACCCUGGAGUCUCACAGUUACGAAGAUGCUCCCCCUUUUUUUUGGGGCGACGCUAAGUUGAGAAAUUUCCCAGUUUACGCAAACCAUGAUGUGGGGCAGCAAAUAUUGAUCUUCACAGACAGACGUCUCACAGACACACGAGUGCGUCUGGGUCGCUGGGUGGAGCAAGCCGGAGUACAUUGGAAAAAUAGAUCGUACAGUUUUUCUCGACCUUCGGACAUCAGCGAACAAGUUCUAGCGUGGGGCAGCGUAUAGUUAAUGUCCAAACUUUCCUAACCGAUCGACACCGACACUAAUUGGGUAGUCGGACCGCGUAUUCGGAAGUUAAUAAUAUUUAUUGUGUUUUUGACCGUUUGCCGAGCGCGCAACCGCCAGUCCGACAGUCAAUUGGCGUUUCCGGUGCAUUUAACAGGAUCGCGAAUGUCGAAUGUCACGAAACCGCUCGUACGUGCCGUUGUGUAGUGUUGGCCUUUUUUUUCGGUGUGUUACGUUAUUUUACGCUUCAUUGAACAAAAUGCACGCCAUUGAGCAGUAAACUAGAAAGCACGUGCUACGGAGAAGAGAAGACAAAUCGAUGCAUUAAAGCUGUAAAGUUUAAACAUAUGCUUGAUGUCAUCGGUGCUAAUUAGUUGUCUGCACCGGUUGGGUAUGGCUUAAUUAGUUCAGUGCAAUCAAAGCUACAAAAUGCGAUCCACUUGAUGGAUAUAUUAUGUGCAGUGCAUCCGGAUUGUUACUUGAGUGCGUUCACAUGCGAGUUUAUACAGCUUUAAACGAUGCCACAUAAAAUGCAUCCGAUCGUACGCACACAAACUGGCGUAUCAUCCGCCACCAAGCAGACCCUGACCCUGACGGCCAUCUUUAUGCUAACGCUCAGCUAUGCAAACGGCUUCGCAACGUUACCUACGGAAUUGGAUCGAACCCAGCGAUGUCAGCUCGAGCGCACGUACAAAAUGGUUGGCUACAAUUGUGCGAAUUUAAAUCUGAAGGAAAUUCCACAAACGCUCAAGUCCAGUCUGGAGAUAUUCGAUCUCAGCUACAAUCGGAUCCGAGAUUUAACUGUCCAAUCUUUCGCCCGCUACGGAGCGGUCAAGUAUCUGUAUCUGUUUGAGAACAUGAUCCAAAACAUUGAUGAAAAUACCUUCAGUUCCCUCACAAACCUAGAGGCCAUCGAUCUUUCGUAUAACGCCUUGAAAAGUAUACCACUGGAACUGUUCCAGCUACCCGUCCUGCGUAACCUCUAUGUUAGCCACAAUGCACUGUACGAGCUGGAACCCACAUUAGUAAACCUUGAAAAGCCUAUCAAAGCUCCGCUGCAGGUACUCGGACUAGCGGACUGCCGAUUGCAGCGGUUACCAAACUUUGGAGUCCUUCCUGACCUGUGGCAGUUGAACAUAUCCUCCAACCCGAUGAAAGAACUCACGCUGGCCCAGUUCUCGCCCAUGUGCAACCUGAAAACGGUCGAUCUCAACAACACACAGAUUCCCAUCUGCGCUUGUCAGGUGCUAACGGCGGAGCUCGUUCUUCGGCGAACCAAAAUUAUGUAUCCGCCAUUAUACUGCAUUCCGCUAACAUCGUCAGAGCAAAACCUCUGCAAUGCCGAAGCGGGACUAGAGAUCGAUGCGGGCCAGGUAGCGGAUUUCCAUCUGUGUAUGGAGAUCCGAAAUUCACGGCAGCUCGAUACGGAAGCCAAAUCGACGUGGAUGAAGAUAUCGGCUGCGGUGGCCGGCUGCAUCGUACUGUUCGCCACCAUACUGUUCUGUUUGCAUCGGCGCAACGCGAAAAAGCUGAGAGCAAAACGAAAUCCAAAAAAAGCACUAUCGAAAAACAUUAACCGUGUGAUGGUGCCACAAACGGGUGCCCAGGAAGAAGUGCCCACGGAACAUGCCAAGUGUGAUAAACUGUUGAGCGAAUGUGAUUAGUGACGCACCUGUUUUCAAAGCCAUUUCAUAAGACUAACAGCAAGAAGCCGCAAGAAUUAGUUGAUAAGAUACACUGUACAUAGCCGUUAGGAAUUAUUUAGAAACAAACUGUACACCGAUUUAACGACACACGUUGCCAUGAAAUAACUUAAGAACUCUGUUUAGGUAUCGAUAGUAGUUAAUCGUUAAUAAACUACAUCUACAUAGCACAUAUUUGAGUAAAAUAAUUAAACAUGUAUCAACGAAAAAUGGCGACCGGAACCGAAUAAAACGAAACGUGCCAACCUUUCA
Molecule: messenger RNA, 2862 nt
Organism: Anopheles funestus (African malaria mosquito)
Lineage: Eukaryota; Metazoa; Arthropoda; Insecta; Diptera; Culicidae
Gene: Lapsyn
Product: tsukushi
Exons: 5
Coding region: 1426-2571 (381 amino acids)
Molecular function (GO): protein binding
Source: RefSeq, a predicted model, not a curated record